GCAGGGGCAGGAGAGCGCCAUGGCGGCGGCUGUGGCGGCGGCAUCCGGUCCCCGCGCCGCGGCGAGGUGAGGGGCCGCCUCUUCUCCGUCGCUGAGGAGGCCGCAGCUGCCCGCCUGCCUUCCACGCGGGCCGCGGCUCCGGCAUGGCCGGGCUCAUUAAGAAGCAGAUCCUGAAGCACCUGUCCCGGUUCACCAAGAAUCUUUCCCCGGACAAAAUUAACUUGAGCACCCUGAAAGGGGAGGGUCAGCUGACCAACCUGGAGCUGGAUGAAGAGGUUCUCCAGAAUGUGCUGGAGCUUCCCACCUGGUUAGCCAUCACUCGGGUCUACUGCAACAGGGCCUCCAUCCGGAUCCAAUGGACAAAGUUGAAGACACACCCAAUUUGCUUGUGUCUGGACAAGGUAGAAGUGGAGAUGAAGACAUGUGAGGAACCUCGGCACCCCAAUGGGCAGUCUCCCAUCGCCCUCGCUUCAGGACAGAGUGAGUAUGGCUUUGCCGAGAAGGUGGUGGAGGGGAUGUUCAUCAUCGUCAAUUCCAUCACCAUCAAGAUUCACUCCAAGGCCUUCCACGCUUCUUUUGAGUUGUGGCAGCUCCAGGGCUAUAGUGUCAACCCCAACUGGCAGCAGAGUGACCUCCGCCUCACCCGCAUCACUGACCCCCGUCGAGGAGAGGUUUUAACAUUUAAGGAGAUCACUUGGCAAACACUUCGAAUUGAGGCAGAUGCUACAGACAAUGGUGAUCAGGACCCAGUCACCACUCCACUGAGGCUUAUUACCAACCAAGGCAGGAUCCAAAUAGCUCUCAAGAGAAGAACCAAAGAUUGCAAUGUGAUAGCCUCCAAGCUGAUGUUCCUGUUGGAUGACCUGCUCUGGGUGCUGACUGACUCACAGCUCAAGGCUAUGAUGAAAUACGCAGAGUCACUGAGUGAGGCCAUGGAGAAGUCAGCCCAGCAGAGAAAGAGCCUGGCCCCUGAACCUGCACAGAUCACCCCACCCGCUCCCAGUGCCCAGCAGUCCUGGGCCCCGGCGUUUGCUGGCAGCCAGGGGAGCAGCAGCAGCAGCAGCAGCAGCCGCCUCAGCCAGUACUUUGAGAAAUUUGAUGUGAAAGAGUCCUCCUACCAUCUGCUCGUCUCCCGCCUGGACCUGCACAUUUGUGAUGACAGCCAGUCCCGAGAGCCAGGUGUCUCUGCAAACAGACUCAUGGGUGGUGCAAUGCAGCUUACUUUCCGCAAGAUGGCAUUUGACUAUUACCCCUUCCACUCGGCAGGUGAUAACUGCAAACAUUGGGUACGUCACUGUGAGGCCAUGGAGACCCGAGGCCAGUGGGCCCAGAAGCUGGUGAUGGAAUUUCAGAGUAAAGUGGAGAAGUGGCAUGAGGAGACAGGUCUGAAACCACCCUGGUACCUGGGGGUAGACUCUCCCUUCCGGAGGAAAGCAGAUUCUCUCUCCAGUCCUCGAAAGAUCCCCCUUGAGAGAAGCCCCUCUCAGGGCCAACAGGCUGUCUUUCGGCCCCCCGCAUGGAAUCGCUUGCGUUCCAGCUGCUUGGUUAUCCGCGUGGAUGACUUGGACAUCCACCAGGUUUCUACCGCCGGACAGCCAAGUAAGAAGCCAUCUACCCUUCUCUCCUGCAGUCGGAAGCUUCACAACCUGCCCACUCAGGUCUCGGCCGUCCACAUCGAGUUCACGGAGUACUACUUCCCAGAUAAUCAGGAGCUUCCAGUUCCCUGUCCCAACCUCUACAUUCAGUUAAACGGUCUGACAUUUACGGUGGAUCCUGUCAGCUUGCUCUGGGGAAACCUCUUCUGCCUGGAUUUAUACCACAGCUUGGAGCAGUUCAAAGCUAUCUACAAACUGGAAGAUCCAAGCCAGAAGGAUGAACACGUGGACAUUCGACUGGAUGCUUUCUGGUUGAAGGUAAGCUUCCCGCUGGAGAAGAGAGAGCAGGCUGGGUUGCAUCGUCCCCAGGCCCUUGUCUUCUCUGCCUCAGGCAUGACUGCCACCAAUACACGUCAUGCCCCACACUGUAGCUGUCCAGACCUCCAGAGUCUUUUCCGGGGUUUUGCUGCUGCUGAGUUCUUUCAUUCCAAUUAUGUUCAGUUUCCCAAGGUUCCAGGCGGCUUUAGCCUUCUGCACAUGCUUUUUUUGCAUCAUGCUUUCCAGGUGGAUUCCCACCUCCCUCAGUCUAGUACCCUCCCUCCCCAGAGGCUCAAGGCCUCCCAGGAUCUCUGGUCCGUCUACUUCACCCAGAUCUCCUUGGACUUUGAGGGAACAGAGAACUUCAAAGGCCAUACCUUGAAUUUUGUGGCCCCUUUCCCCUUGUCCAUUUGGGCCUGCCUACCCCUCCGCUGGCAGCAAGCCCAGGCACGGAAGCUCCUUCUGGCCACAGAAGGGAGGCUGAAACCAUCAGCCAGCUUUGGCAGUCCUGUCCAUUCUGAGGCCUUUGCCCCUGACACUGGGUCCCAUCAGAGGUCAAAGACCGAGCAUGAUUUGAAAAGCCUCUCAGGCCUUACAGAAGUCAUGGAGAUUCUGAAAGAAGGCGACACUGGUGUGGACAACAAAGGGCCUCUGCCAGAGCUGGAGGAUACAGCGGACGUGCAUGUGCUUGUACACUCCCCGGCACACGUGCGUGUGCGGCUUGACCACUACCAGUACUUGGCUCUCCUCCGGCUGAAAGAGGUGCUACAGGGUCUGCAGGAGCAGCUGACUAAGGAUACAGAGGCUAUGACUGGGUCUUCCCUGCAGGACCAGACAGCUUGCAUUGGGGUCCUCUUCCCCAGUGCCGAGGUGGCUCUGCUCAUGCAUCCUGCCCCUGGGACCGUGGAAGCUGACUCUGAGGGUUCAGACACUACCAGCCUCAUAGAUUCGGAGCUGUCUCCUUCGGAGGAUAGGGAGCCGAAGUCUGACGCCUCCUCCGAACAGAGCCCAGCAAGCCCUGAGAAGGUUCUGGAGGAUAGUGGCGUGGAUAAUCCGGAUGCAUCCCAGGAUAGGCCACUGCCUCUCCAUAGCAGUGGAGAAAUGCAAGACUCAGAUGCUCUUGCACAGCAGGAGGCAGGGAAGGGCCAUGAGGCCGUCGAUUCCUUAGAGGCCAAGAAACUGAGCAGAACCCAAAUGCCUAGCUCCCCAGCUCCAUUGAAGCCCCCAGGUGGCAGGGACACUGCUGUGAAUGGACAGAGUGAGCUCAUCCCCUUGAAGAACAUCGAGGGGGAGCUGUCCAGUGCUAUUCACAUAACCAAGGAUGCCACCAAGGAGGCGCUGCAUGCCACCAUGGACCUCACCAAGGAAGCCGUGUCCCUGACAAAGGAUGCUUUCAGUCUGGGCCGCGACCGAAUGACCUCCACUGUGCACAGGAUGCUGUCUCUGCCUCCAGCCAAGGAGCCCGUGGCCAAGAUAGAUGAGGGGGUGGCAGCCCCAGUAAGUGGAGGUGCAGCCCGACUCCGAUUUUUCUCCAUGAAGAGGACAGUAUCUCAGCAGUCAUUUGAUGGUGUCUCAUUGGAUAACAGUGGCCCUGAAGACCGGAUUUCUGUGGAUAGUGAUGGCAGUGAGAGCUUUGUGAUGCUCUUAGAGUCUGAGUCUGGUCCAGAAUCUCUUCCAUCAGGGUCUCUGCCAAAUGUCGUAGACAGUGCUGGUGUUCAAGGGAGCCCUGUUGUGGAUAGUUAUGGCCAGGCGUCACCAGAGGCCAACAGUUCCGUCUCACCCAGUGGGGAGGACCUCAAUCUUCACCUGGUCUCAGUUCUGGUCCUGAAGGUGAGUGCGGUGUCUUUGGGGAUUGAACUACGUGGUGAGGACCUGACCGUGGCCCUGCAGGCAGAGGAGCUGACCCUCCAGCAGCUGGGCACCGUGGGACUCUGGCAGUUCCUGCAUGGACAGUGCCCAGGCACAAGCUUUCAAGAAUCCUCAACUUUGAAGACUGACUACAUCAGGCCAGCUGUGGGCCUUCGCUUUGAGGUGGGCCCUGGUGCAGCUGUUCAUUCUCUGCUGGCUGCACAGAAUGGCUUCCUGCAUUUCUUGCUCCGUGGCUGUGACCUUGAGCUGCUCACUUCGGUGCUCAAUGGCCUGGGGCCUUUCUUGGAGGACGAGGAGACCCCAGUGGUAGUUCCCAUGAAGAUUGAGCUCCUGAACUCCAGGAUUACUCUAAAGGAUGAUAUCCCCCCCAUCUAUCCGACAUCUCCAGGCCCUGUCCCCAUCACUCUGGCCAUGGAGCAUGUCGUGCUGAAGCGCAGUGAUGAUGGUGUGUUCCACAUCAGUGCUGCUGCUCAGGACAGACCAUCAGCUGAAGUACUGAAAAGCGAGAAGAGGCAGCCCCCCAAAGAACAGGUGAAAGAACUGCCUACCCUACAAAAGGAACUUAUAGAAACUAAACAAGCAUUGGCUCAGGCCAACCAGGAUAAAGAAAAACUUCUUCAGGAGAUUAGGAAAUAUAACCCCCUCUUUGAGCUCUGACAGCAGAGGCUCAGACAUCUGUGCUGCGGAGAGAGGAGGAGAUCACCAGCAGUCGCACCACCCGCGACAGGCGCCGACCAGUGUUGGACAGGUCGGCAGAGGAGGCUCACCGCUUUUGGCGGUGUCCUCUCUACAGCUGUGCUGACUUGUGUGGGAGACAGGGUGAAGCAUGACCACCUUUCCGGAAGUUGGGGGCAGCUUUGUGUGUGGCUCAAGCAUCACGUCUUGCCUGUAUAAAGCCUUUUGGCCCUCUGUGCACUGGGUGGCAUCUUCUCAACACUGUAGGGUCAUUUCACCGCCUGGUUCCAUGGCAGAGACAUUUGCUUCCUCCACAACCUGUACAAACAGGACAGAGUAGCCAUCUCCCCAGUCACCCACAGAGCCACCAAAGAUGCUGUGUCCCAGAGCCUCCUGUAAGUGGACUGAGAAGUCCUUGGCCUGAGCUGCGGCCACGGUGGUAGAAAGGAACAGGAAAUAGCCAGCAGGGUGGGAGCCAGGGGAGGGACGAGAAUAAGUGAGACAUGGAUUCUGCCUUUUUUGGAAAGGAAACCAAGCUCAUACGGUCUUGGCUGAAUUACAAUCAGAUUUUCCAGGGUUAAGCUUCCUUUCUGUGAUACUUUCAUCCUUGCGAUGCUGCGGUAGGAAGUAAACAGCAGUAGCGGCUCACUUAUAUCAUCCUUCCCAUCGUCGGUAACACAGCCUGUUUGUAAUCUCGGUCAAGGAAAAUAUUCACUCUGAGUUAGGCUGGAGGCAUGAUGUGAUGGGGUCCACAGGGAGCUUGGUGCUGGGCCCCCCGUUCCUGCCGAGUCCUCUCUGUCUUCCACAGCUGCACCCCAGAGUUCAUUUCCCAUCUCCCUGGGCUCCCUGGCACAUCUGCUUCCCCAGCGCUGUGAGUUUCUACCAGCAUUGUCCUUAGCACUUGGUGGUUUGGGAGCUGAAAAUAUGUUUUAAACUGUAACAUAAACAUCUCGGCCUGCUGCCUCUCAUCCCUCUCUAUCACUGUGGCUCUUUAAAAUUGUGUUAUUUUGACUCAAGUCAAACAAAACAAAACAAACCCUUCAACCCAGCUACGUUUUUGCCCCUGCCUGAUAAAAGAGGUAUUUUCCCCCUUUUUCCUUCCUACUUAAUUCUUUCCCAGCACUCUGUCUUCAUUCUUACUGCUCUGCGAUAUGCUCCAAGCUGUGUUAAUUGGACAGAAGCUCAUCAGCUGACUCACCUUGAGUUGGCAAGAUGGUAAAGUAGUGUCACUAAAGCCUUAAUCACACACGACCUGUUAGAGGAAAGAUAAAAUGGUUUCUUUCCUUUAUGGGAAAUCACACCUGACUUGUAUGUUCUAGUUUUUUGAGGAUAAAAAGAAACAUGCAUUCAAGAAGGAACAAGAUCUAAUUUGCUCAGACUUAAAGAAUUUUUGUCAUCGUUCUUCACUGAGGCAACUUUUAAAAACACCAAUUACUAUGAGAUUAUGGGAAUAUUCUGUCAGGCUUAGGAAACAACUUAGAGACUUAAGAAUAAACAUCUUUCUAGAGAGGAUAUUAACAGGGUAAUUUCCUAGAGGUUGAUACUUGGUUUAACCUUAUUUAAGAACUUUAUAAAUAACCUGAAAGUAGGAUAUUACUAUGCAAAUCAAAUGUCACUACUUCCAGGCAUUGAAAAAUAAACCAGAAGAGAUUUAAAAAA
Phacochoerus africanus (Common warthog) is the source of this 6116-nucleotide messenger RNA. It is a transcript of the gene BLTP3A, whose product is annotated as bridge-like lipid transfer protein family member 3A. The coding region runs from base 144 to 4439 and encodes 1431 amino acids. The transcript is spliced from 21 exons. The record is from RefSeq and is a predicted model, not a curated record. Lineage: Eukaryota; Metazoa; Chordata; Mammalia; Artiodactyla; Suidae. Gene Ontology annotation, molecular function: histone deacetylase binding.